Molecule: messenger RNA, 2457 nt
Organism: Parnassius apollo (apollo)
Lineage: Eukaryota; Metazoa; Arthropoda; Insecta; Lepidoptera; Papilionidae
Source: the annotation of a GenBank genome assembly
AUGGGCACCAGAUCAGCCACGAAGAUAAAACUUAGAAAUGCGCAAUAUAAAUGCGAUAUUUGCGGUCGCAAAUUAAUGACCGCGGAAGCGCUCAAAUCCCAUCAACAGUGUGUUCAUAAAGUUACAAACAAACCAAAAACGAAAGUGACACAACUGAAACAGGCUAUUUCUAAAUAUAAAAGUCAAACACCGAAAAUAAAGAACUUAAAAUUAGUAGAACUCGCGGUCAGCAAGUCAAAAUCUACACCGUCAAAAAAGGUAUCUUCGAGCAAGCCAGCCGCCAAAUCGACAGUAAUAAACGCCUCGGAGGAAACUUUAAAACCAUUUCCCGUUGAUAUGGCGAAUGCGGAAUACGAAUGUCCGAAAUGUAUGAAAAUAUUCCCUAUUUAUUUUUCGGCCCAUAGGCAUAUACAAAAAAGUCACUGUGUAAACGAAGCGGGUGAAAAAGUGUCACCAAAUUCUCAGCAUUUAAUAAAACCAAUUGUAAAGCAAUUGUGUAAGGUAUGUAACGAAAGGAUUUCCGAAACAGAGCCUCACAUUUGUGGCAAUAUCAGACUGGAGCUUGAUGAUGCAGGGAUAAGUUCGUUGUAUGUGUGCUCUGGAUGUAAACAACAAUUUAUCAGUCUGAGGUUGUUCGACCUGCAUGUGGCAGGAUUGCACUGUGAUGGAGUGGAGAGCAUGUUCUUCCCGAGCAUCAAAGAAUUCCAGAUCUGGAAAGAUGACAUGGAGCUUCAAACGAAAGUAAGGUAUGCGACUUUUGGAACAUAUAACUCCAAGCAGAUAUAUCGUUGCACAUUCCUUCCAGAAGGUAGCAAUGCAUAUGAUGAAACUACAUCAUAUUUCUGCCCAUCUACUAUUGCUGUCCAAGAGUUUUCUAAAGGCAUACAGGUUCAUUUCUAUAAAGAUCAUUAUAGUCACUGUUUCGAAGGCUAUGUUUUAGCAAAUAAAUAUAAGAAAUACUCUCUAACAACCCUGCUUCAAAAUUCUGAUGGUUAUACUCAAAUAAAUGAGUUGAAAGAGGACGAAACUGAUUUGUAUCUACAAUUUAAAAAACUGAUGGAAUGCAUCGUGUUAGAUGCUGCAAAGAUAAACAUUGCAACUCUCAAAAUUUUGAUUGGCAAAGCUCUGGAUAUGACAUCUGUGUUGAAUAAUUACGAAGAAGAUCCUGACUCGGAUUCUUUGUCAACUAAGAGAGUAAUAGAGGAUAAAAUAACUUGGGUGUUAGGAGAGUUGGGGGGCGGUCUAGGCGAAAAGAGAAAGUUAGCGUUAAAUAUGGAUAAACCGGAAACUGAGCCAAUUACGAAACGGUUCAAAACAAGGAUUUAUCAACACAAUGCCUAUCAGGAGCAAACUUUAAAUUCUUCACCUCUAUCAAUGCUUCAGGAUUCUACAAUCAAAAUAAUUAAUUCCUUCUCUCUUGCACAGCCCGAAAUAAGUAAAGCAAUUAAUGAGUUGGACAGUGAAAAUGAGGAGGUCGAUCCACUAUUAAAAUUGAAUGAAAUAUCACCAAUGGAUAACCAGAUUGAAGAUACACCAGUUAUGUUGGUGGAUAAAGGAAACAACGAUCAACCUAAAACAGAUCCUCUGAACCUCAGUGAUAAAAUAAAGGAUGAAUCACCAUCUUCAUUCAAUGACUCGUAUAAAGAUUUUGUAGUUAAAAAUUUUAAUGUCACACCUAUUCCAUCGAAAUCAAAACCAAAAAAUAAGUCAAAUAUAUCGAAUCAAAAAAGUGAGCCCAGCAAGAUUGAUAUAUCAUCUAAACCAAAUGUUAGCAAAGAACCAAAAAUAACAAAUAAUAAUACUACAUCUGCGAAUGGCGUAAAGCCUUACUCUCCUCUGUUAAGUAAACCAAAGCUGACAGUGACUGGUGUAGGAAGGUCAAGAUCAGAGACUAAUAUGGGAAAAUCGAAAUUAUUGGAUACUAGUAUAGAUAAAGCCAAAACAGAGUCCAUUCCUGUCAAAACACGAUCAUCCGAAGCUAGUUUCAAAUCAAAACUUUCGGACACCAGUCAAGAGAAAACUAAAUCUGAGUCCAUACCUGGUAAAACAAGAUUGUCAGAGGCCAGUAUUGGAAAAACAAAAACAAUUGACACCAGUAUGGGUAAACGGAAAACAUUGGAGAGCAGUUCAGGCAACAGAAAAGCGCCAGAUAUCACUUCAAGUAAAAGAAAAUCGUUGGAGAGCAGUGUAGGUAGUAGAAAAGCAUCAGAUACUACUACUUCAAGUAAAACAAAAUCUUUGGAGAGCAGCAUAAGUAGUAAAAAAGUGUUAGAGACCAGUUUAGGUAAAAUGAAAACUUUGAACACUAGCUUAAGCAAAACAAAAGCCGAGUCAAGUCCAAACAAACGACGUAACAAAUCAUUGGACACUGGCUUAAAUUUACCGAAAAAUGUUGAUUUGAAAUAUGAAGUGAAAGAAAGAGAAAAUGAUUGCAACAUAUUGAUUUUGAAGAUUUAA